Messenger RNA from Xyrauchen texanus (razorback sucker), 2042 nucleotides. It is a transcript of the gene dazap2, whose product is annotated as DAZ associated protein 2. Lineage: Eukaryota; Metazoa; Chordata; Actinopteri; Cypriniformes; Catostomidae. The transcript has 4 exons. The record is from RefSeq and is a predicted model, not a curated record. Bases 156 to 659 code for a protein of 167 amino acids.
AAUUUACUCAACGCUUUCCCCGACGAAAACAAGGAAGUAACGAGGAAAAAGGACGAGGAACUGUGUGUAAAUCUUAGAUUUAUAAUCCCAAAAACGCCGAAUUCGGUCAUUUGGAUUUCUCGUCUCCUAGAUUAAUUUAUCCACAGUGAAGAACAAUGAACAACAAAGGUUCAUAUCCACCCCAAGCUGUUUAUGCUCAGCAGAGCACAGCACCUGUUUAUCCACCUAAUAUGCAAGUCCCUGCUCAGGUGUCUCCUUAUCCAGAUGCCCCUCCUCAAUACUCAGAGCUGUAUCAGCCUAGGUAUAUGUCCCCUCAUGCCCCUGGACAGAUCCCUCAAAUGACCUCUGCAUACCCUGGCACCCAGAUGUACAUGCACAUGCCCCAGACUGUACCAAUUGGAGCAAUGGGCCACGGUGUCCCUAUGGCAUACUACCCGAUGGGGCCCGUGUACCCUCCUGGCUCCACCGUCAUGGUGGAUGGUGGAUAUGAUGCUGGAGCUCGCUUCGGGCCUGGCACUAGUUCCUCCAUUCCUCCUCCACCACCUGGACAACUCCCUAAUGCAGCUCAGAUGGCAGCCAUGCAAGGUGCGAAUGUGAUGAUGACACAACGCAAGGGCAACUUUUUCAUGGGUAGCUCCAGCGGUUACACUAUCUGGUAACAUUGAGCAUCACCCUGGGCCUGGACCGAAGCCCUCCUUCCUCCCUAGUUCCCACUCCUUAAACCUUUUCCCUUCUCUGCCUCCCUCGGGGCAGCUUGGCUAAGCCACAAUACUGAUUAAAUCUAAUGGAAUGUAAUAUUUUAGAGCCCCUGACUUAAGGUACAGUACUCCGCUGUUGGUGUAGAACACAAUUAUUGUGUCACAAUGUUGUAAGUUUGAACUUCAUGUGAUCGUACACGUCAUGCAUCACAACAUUGUAAUUAACUGGCUAAUUAAAAAAAGAAAACUCUUGGGGGAAAAAACUGCUUAUUUCUUGCUUUAUUUGCUUUAAUGUGCCUCUUACAUAUAUUUUCUAGUUGCAACAUUUGGUUGUCAUCUUGAGCCAGUUGGAUCUUCUGUGUCUGAAGUAGCUAUGCACUUGAAACUUUCUCUUUGAACAGUACGCUUGACUAUGCCUUUUAUUCAUGUCAUUUAUUAAGAUAAAAUAACCUGAAUGUCACCACCUAGAUUAUUUUAUCUUAACAGUUUAAAAGAAAUAAGGUAGAGAAAUAAGUGGAUUGCAAUUUUGUCAGAUAUGUAAAAUAAGGAAAUAAGCACUGCAAAUCAAGGAGAAAGAUGUGUUUACAAACUCAACCAAAAGCGGAGUAUUGUACCUUUUGGCAAGCUUAAAUAUUAUCGGGUGGCAAAAUUGUAUUGCACACCAUUAUUUAAAAACAUAGAAAUUUACAUAUGAACGAACCUUAAUGCAGUAAAAGAGAGGGAGAGCGAAUAAGACAAACUAAACCCAUGUGGUUCAGACAAGUUGGUUUCAUUUUCUUUGUUUUUAUUGUCAAUAUUCCCCCUUCAUGUCGGAUACCCAGAGCUGUACAUAACGCAGUUUUACUUAGAUUUCUCAAAAUGUGUCAAACAGCUUCCUCAUCUCCAACUAUAUGUGCUUCUUACACAAACUUUAGCAUUAUCCACAGAGGUCAGGGCUUAAUUAAAAGACAAUUUAUUUUCAGUAUUUUAAACUUUGGCACAUCAAGCAUUUUGUUUGCUUAUACUUUUUAUUGUUGGGAGCUGCUUGUACCAAAGAUCUGGACUAGAAUGCACUAAAAGCAUUUUUUUUAUUUAAUUUUUUUGGCUAAGUUUUAUAAGUCUCCUAUCGUGGUAAGUCUGCACACAGGUUCAUACAAAAAUGUAUAAACAUAUCAUAUUUUGGUGAAUGUGAUUGCUUUGUGGGUGCUACACACACCUGGCAAAGCAAAUCACUCUUGUGAGUGCAUUUUGUAGAGGUGUGUGUUUAAAACUGAUGAUAUAUAAAUGUUGCCUAGUUGCAUCUUGAUGUUUCCGCAUGCACUUUUAUUCAAGUUUUGUUCUUAAUAAAAAAAAAGUUAUCAUUGU